AGGCCCAACAUCUCCAGGAAUAUAUUUUGAUGUAUUUUUGGAGCCUCUUAUAGAGGAGUUGCUUGCAUUAUGGGAGGGUGUCACAACAUAUGAUGCAUUCAGUGGUGACAAGUUCAAGCUUCGUGCUGUUGUAUUAUGGUGCAUACAUGAUUACCCUGCAUUGAGCACAAUGUCUGGGCGGACUACAAAAGGAUAUUAUGCAUGUAUUCAUUGUGACAAAAACCCACUAUCACGGCCACUAAGAAUAAGAUUGGUUACCUAGGGCAUCGUCGAUACCUUCCAUUGUCUCAUCGAUGGCGAAGAAGCUUGGCCUUUGAUGGACGCCAUGAGAAACAGACUGAGCCAGGAAAAUUCAGUGUGGAGGAGGUGCGAAGAGAACUACAAAAGGUUAAAGAUGUGAGGCCAGGUAAACAGGACACAAUGAAGAAAAGAAAGCGUGAAGGGAAUGAAGGACCCAAGAUUUUCAGUCGUUGUAGCAUUCUGUGGAAGCUCCCUUACUGGGAAGACUUGCUGGUGCCACAUAUUCUUGAUGUGAUGCAUAUCGAGAAAAAUAUUUGUGAUAACAUUAUAGGAACAUUGCUCCAAAUUGAGGGGAAAUCAAAGGAUACUCAUAACGCUAGGCUGGAUUUGUAUGACAUGGGCAUAAGACAUGCCUUGCACUUACAGGAAGAUGGAAAUUCAGUUCGAAUGCCUCCAGCUUGCUAUGUUUUGAAUAAGAAAAAUAGAAUUGGGUUCUGUAACUUCCUAAAGAGCAUCAAGUUUCCACAUGGGUAUGCAGCCAACCUAUCAAAAUGCAUAAGUGGUGAUGGUAGUAAGGUACAGGGGCUGAAAACUCAUGAUUGUCAUGUGCUGCUACAAAGAAUUAUACCAGCUGGGCUUCGGGGAUUUGUGGAGAAGGAAGUAUAUGAAACCAUUGCAGAACUUGGAAAGUUCUUCAAGGAAUUGUGUAGUAGAAAUCUGAGGAAAGAUGUCAUAACGCGGCUGAAAAGAGAUAUCACAUUGAUCAUAUGCAAGCUUGAGAAGAUUUACCCCCCGGCAUUUUUUGAUGUGAUGGUGUACUUGCCUAUCCACCUACCUGAUCAGAUAUUGCUCACAGGACCUGUACAAUAUGGAUGGAUGUACCCAAUUGAGCGGCGGAUGGGUACUUUCAAGAAUUCAAUGAGGAAUAGGGCAAGACCUGAGGGUUCAAUUGCUAAGGCAUAUGUGGCUAAUGGUACCUUGUCAUUUUGUUCAAGGUACAUUGAGGAUGUGGACACUAGGUUUAAUCGGGAUGCCCAUGUAAGUAGCGAGGAUGGAUAUCUUGAAGAUGACACCUCUGUUUUUAGGCACGGUGUCAAACUCAUGGGAGCAAACAGGGUCCAGUACAUGGAAGAGGAAGAGAUGGAGAAGGUAGUGUGGUAUGGUCUAAAUAACUGCGAGGAGGUUGAGCCAUAUGUGCACUCGUUCAAAGAGGAGUUAGAGAGAGAUGGAGGUCAUGAUGUUGACAAAAGGCUUCAAAAAGAAUUUCCUAAGUGGUUUAACAACCAUAUCAGGGAGCUUAGAAGACAAAAACCGUAAGAGGUUAGCGAAGGGUUGUAUGCAUUGUCAUGUGGACCUGAUCUUCGAGUCAAGAAAUGUGCGUCUUGCAGCAUAAAUGGAAUUCAUUAUAGCACCCUAGACCGUGAGAAGUUCCGGCAGACACAAAAUAGCAGAGUCAUGACUGAAGGUACACAUGAAGGGGCAACCGUUGAUUUUUAUGGUGUCCUUAGGGAGGUAAUUGAGCUAGAGUAUAACUCCAAUCUAGAAAGCCGCCGGACUGUUGUUCUGUUCCGUUGUGAUUGGUACAAUCAUGUUGGGAAGACAAGAGGGGUCAGAGAUGAUGGACACUUCAAAUACAUCAACAUCGAGUCACUAUGGUACAAAUCUGACCCUUUCAUCCUAGCAGCUCAAUCGAAGAAGAUAUUUUACUUGCCUGAUACAGCUUUGGACAGAGAUUGGCGGAUUGUGCAGAAAUUUGAACAUAGGGAUAUUUAUGAUGUGCGCGAAAAAGAGGCUCGCCACGGUGAGGUACACCAAGAUGAUAGUUGUUCUGAUACAGAGCGUGAAGUUCAAGAAUUUAAUGUUGAUGGAGACCUGCACAUGGUACAAGAUGAUGGAGAAGUCACUAUUGUUGAAGGUAAUUUAGGCGACCUAAUAGCAAGGAACAAGAAGGCGACCAUGGAAGGGAUUGAUGAUGAAAUGGAGGAAGAUGACAUCAUAUUGCAGUACUGCAGUGAUAAUGGCAGCAUGGAAGUCGAUGAUAUCGAUAGUGUAGACAGCGAUGAUGAUUGAUCCACUAGCCUAUUUGUGAAACUGUCAUGUACAUCAAAUUUGUAUCUGUCAUGUUUAGGAGGCUAUCUGUGAAACUGUAAUGGAUGUGAACCUGAGACUUAAUUUGCACAUGGUUGCAACAUGUCCUACUUAUUUGAUUAUGUGUUCAUA
Panicum virgatum (switchgrass) is the source of this 2460-nucleotide messenger RNA. RefSeq lists its product as uncharacterized. Lineage: Eukaryota; Viridiplantae; Streptophyta; Magnoliopsida; Poales; Poaceae. Bases 421 to 1557 code for a protein of 378 amino acids. The transcript has 3 exons. The record is from RefSeq and is a predicted model, not a curated record.